AUGGUGAAAAAACACAAAGGCACUUUAGCUGUAAUUGAGCAGAUAUACGAAGAUAUACCAGCUUUUACCGACAUUUUCACUGAGGAAUCAUUUUAUACGUUCGCAUUUUGUUUUGUAUGCGCUACUAUUAUAAUAGCAUUCAUACUAUCAAGAUUCAUUACUUUAAAGCCUGUUGAAUUCUAAUUUUCAAGUCAUCAAAUGUUCAUAAUAAAGAUGUCUAUCAUGUAUAUAUA
Messenger RNA from Zeugodacus cucurbitae (melon fly), 233 nucleotides. RefSeq lists its product as uncharacterized. Bases 1 to 183 code for a protein of 60 amino acids. The transcript has a single exon. Lineage: Eukaryota; Metazoa; Arthropoda; Insecta; Diptera; Tephritidae. The record is from RefSeq and is a predicted model, not a curated record.